Molecule: messenger RNA, 1398 nt
Organism: Cladophialophora carrionii CBS 160.54
Lineage: Eukaryota; Fungi; Ascomycota; Eurotiomycetes; Chaetothyriales; Herpotrichiellaceae
Exons: 1
Coding region: 1-1398 (465 amino acids)
Biological process (GO): nucleotide-excision repair; base-excision repair; base-excision repair, AP site formation
Cellular component (GO): nucleus
Molecular function (GO): oxidized pyrimidine nucleobase lesion DNA N-glycosylase activity; DNA binding; DNA-(apurinic or apyrimidinic site) endonuclease activity
Source: RefSeq, a predicted model, not a curated record
AUGCGCACGUCUCGCAUCUCUCGGGACACGACACGGAUCUUUUCUGCCCUAUCGCCUAAUGCGCGCACGGGGCGAUCGACACGACGUUCGAAGCGGCUGGCAUCCUUCGCGCUGGGGUAUGAUGGACGAGUUGAGGUGAAGGAGGAGGAAGAGGAAGAGGCGGAAGAAGAACGGGAAGCACAGGAAGUUGGGACACCGAUUAGCGAAGAGCCUCCCAGGAGCCCCCUGAUUCCAGAUAUCGAGGACGCAGUUCCUGCCUCGCGGCGUUCAAGCAGAAAGCGGAAAUUCGGCGCCGAGACGCCCUUGAGAGAUACUUUUGCAACGGAGACAGUGACGAAGCACGAGACCGCGGAGGCGUCGCCCAGCAAGACUAAGGAGGAGGACGCAGAUUCAGAUCGCAAUGAACUUGGAGACGAAGCUGUCCCAUUCAUAGCGUUACCAAGUGGUCGGGGGCGAGCGAGAGCAGCGAAACCUAAGAUCCCAGCACGAAGAAUGACCUCUCCAUCUGGCGCAGCAACAGGGAAAACACGCAUCCAAGCCCCCUCCAACUGGGAGGAAAUCUACAGCAUCAUCAAAGCCAUGCGGCAGCGCAACCCCACCGCUCCGGUCGACACCAUGGGAUGCGAAGACCUCUACUGGCGGGGUGCACCGCCGCGGGACCAGAGAUACCACACCCUCACCGCGCUGAUGCUCUCCUCGCAGACAAAAGACACUGUCACCGCGGCGGCGAUGCAGCGCCUCCACACCGAACUGGGGGCUCGAGACAACGAUGGUGACGGCAAGCUCCAGCUCCCGCAAUCCACGUUAACCAUCGACAACGUCAUCUCCUGCGAUGCGACACACCUCGACAGCCUCAUUGGCAAGGUCGGCUUCCACAACAACAAGACAAAGUACAUCAAGCAGGUGGCCAGGAUCUUGAAGGACGAGUACCACUCCGACAUACCGGACAGCGUGGAGGGUCUAGUGCGCCUCCCUGGCGUGGGACCCAAGAUGGCGUAUCUGUGCAUGUCGGCCGCGUGGGGGAGGGACGAAGGCAUCGGCGUGGACGUCCACGUCCACCGAAUCACCAAUCUCUGGGGUUGGCACAAGACCAAGACGCCAGAGGAGACGAGGAUGUGGCUUGAGGGGUGGUUGCCCCGGGAUAAAUGGCAUGAGAUCAACAAGAUGCUGGUCGGGCUGGGACAGACGGUCUGUUUGCCGGUCGGACGGAGGUGUGGAGAGUGUGAUUUGGCGGGCACGGGCUUGUGCAAGGCCGAGAUACGGGGUUGGAAGGCUAGUGAGAGGAGAGUGAAGAAAGAGAAGCUCGAGAUAUGUGCAGAUGCACCUGUUCAGGCUGUGAAUCUCGAGGUCCAGGAGCGGAAGAUAGUGACGGUCAAGGAGGAGCUUGUGGAUCCAUGA